AUGAAUUUAAAACUCGUUGCUCUUCCAGCAAGAAUCAUUGUUGCACCACCACCCGUCCCUAAUGGUUCUACUCCUUCUGCUAUUAAAACCCGCAUGUGUAACAAAUUCAAUACUGUUGAAGGAUGCAAAUUUGGCGACAAGUGUCAUUUUGCAUUUUUUCCCAUGCAUGUUGAGUGGAGUAAGAUCCAGACGCCUACGGAUCAAGUAGUGGUGCCUUAUGACACUUUGGCACCAAUUCCUGAUGAUGGGGAGUGGAGAAACUGUUUGUUGAUUUGGUUCUUCAGAGGUGAAGAACCUCUUGGACAAGCUUGUGGUGUUGAAGCUCAAUGGAGGCUUGGGGACAACUAUGGGUUGUACUGGCCCAAACUCCUGGAAAUUGCCCAAGUCCUAGAUGACCAUGUCAGUGAAUUUAAGUCUAUAGAGAAAUUCAAAAUUUUCAACACAAAUAAUUUGUGGGUAAACUUAAAAGCAGUUAAAAGGCUUGUUGAAGCUGAUGCUCUGAAGAUGGAAAUUAUUCCCAAUCCAAAGGAAGUUGAUGGAGUAAAAGUUCUUCAACUGGAAAAUGCAGCUGGUGCAACAAUAAGGUUCUUUGACAAAGCUAUUGGAAUUAAUGUGCCUCGAUCCCGCUUCCUUCCCGUGAAGGCAACUUCAGACUUGCUUCUUGUCCAGUGGGACCUUUACACUUUACAAGAUGGAUUGGUUAUUAGGAACCAAGCUAGGGCAAAUCCUGAAAAUCCUUCCAUUGAAUUGGGGCCAGAAUUUAAGAAGGUUAGCUACUUCUUGAGCCGGUUCAAGUCAAUCCCCAGUAUUGUUGAGCUUGAUAGUCUAAAAGUGGCAGGGGAUGUAUGGUUUGGAGUUGGUGCAAUCCUUAAGUCAGAGUUGCGUGAUAGUACUUUAGGAGCUCAGAAAUCUCUGCAAAGAGUUCUUUUUUUCAAGAUUUGAACCCAUAACCUGGACACUGGGCUUAAUGUUGCGUGAAGCUCACUCUCACCCACAUACAGUCGAAAUGUUCUUUUGAAAAAUGUUUUGUUAAUUAUAAAAUUUUUCUAAUGUUGCUAGUAAAGUUAAUCACCAAGGAUGCCAUGAAAUUAUUUAUUGAUUUCCAAACUAACCAUGUUCAUUUUUAGUACUAGGCUCCCUGUUAAUAAUUUAUUUUGUCUUCCAUGUUUUUUAUGAGUCAAGGUAUAAUUUAUCAAAAUCUUAUUAUUUGGCUUUUUGACAUUUAUCAACUGUUAUGUCUGGUGCCUUAACAGGGUAAAGUAAGUAUUCUUGCAAAACCUGGUGUGAAGCAGGAAAUACCUGACGGAGCUGUGAUCACAAACAAGGAAAUUAAUGGCCCUGAGGACCUCUGAGGAAGCUUAUGAGUUUUGAAAUCCAUGUGACUGCAAUCUUGAGUCUUGACAGUCUUCAACUAAAAUUUGUGUAUUGCUUCUAGUUUGGUAGGGGUAAAAAUAAGAAUUUGUUUCUCCUUAUAACAAUUUGUUUAUUGGUUAAUUCCUACACUAAAAACUUAUUAAAUUGUACUAAUUUGGUCUAUGCCA
Glycine soja is the source of this 1541-nucleotide messenger RNA. Its product is annotated as UTP--glucose-1-phosphate uridylyltransferase-like. NCBI's taxonomy places the organism in Eukaryota, Viridiplantae, Streptophyta, Magnoliopsida, Fabales, Fabaceae. Gene Ontology annotation, molecular function: metal ion binding; UTP:glucose-1-phosphate uridylyltransferase activity. The record is from RefSeq and is a predicted model, not a curated record. Gene Ontology annotation, biological process: glycogen metabolic process; UDP-alpha-D-glucose metabolic process. Gene Ontology annotation, cellular component: cytoplasm. Bases 1 to 942 code for a protein of 313 amino acids. The transcript is spliced from 12 exons.